This is a messenger RNA of Castor canadensis (American beaver), 726 nucleotides long. Lineage: Eukaryota; Metazoa; Chordata; Mammalia; Rodentia; Castoridae. The record is from RefSeq and is a predicted model, not a curated record.
AUGCAUGAGGAAGAAAUAUACACCUCUCUUCAGUGGGAUAAUCCACCAUCAAACCCUUCUCAGAAAUGUCUGUCUUCCAACAAAUGUUCAGGGACAUGGUGUACUGUGACUGUGAUUUCCUGUAUUUUGUGCAUGGGCUUAUUAGCAACAUCCAUUUUCUUGGGCAUCAUGUGGUUCCAGGUGUCCAUUCUUGCAAUGCAGCAGCAAGAAAAACUCAUGCACCAGGACAGCUUAUUGCUGAACUUUACACAGUGGAAGAGCAACUACACUCUUCAGAUGCAAUACUGCCACACCUUGAUGCACAACUCUUCCAGGUCAGCCCAUAAAUGCAGAUCUUGUCCACACAACUGGAUUCAGAAAGGAGGAAGUUGUUACUAUGCCUCUGAAAUUUGGAGUAUCUGGCACACCAGUAAAGAGUAUUGUUUGAAGGAGGGCUCAUCUCUUCUACAAAUUGACAGCAAAGAAGAAAUGGAUUUUAUCACCCACAACUUCGAGAAGAUCAAACUGGGCUACAAUUACUGGGUGGGACUAUCUCAAGAUGGACUCAACAGAGCUUGGCUUUGGCAAGAUGGUUCUUCUCUUCCCCCUGACCUGUUGCCAAUUAAAAGCCUCCAUUCAACUACCCAGGUCUGUGGAUACCUCAAAGACACUUCCCUUUUAUCAGAUAACUGCCACAAUUACAAAUAUUUUAUAUGUGAGAUGCACAUACUCAGAUCCUGUAUCUGA